Messenger RNA from Acanthoscelides obtectus, 617 nucleotides. The record is from the annotation of a GenBank genome assembly. NCBI's taxonomy places the organism in Eukaryota, Metazoa, Arthropoda, Insecta, Coleoptera, Chrysomelidae.
UCAUUUUCCUCAUUUGUGGUUCCAUGCCAUUUCGGCUUAGAUGAUUAUUGUUUGUUUUGAUUUUGAAAAAUAUAUUUUAAUACUGCCACUAUUUUGGGAUCCACUAUUAAGAAGGUAAUCCAGCACAAAACACGUCAAAGGAUCCCGAUUGACAUUAAGUCUACUAAUAGCAUAAUUAUGUUUCUUGAGAUUUCAGAAUAAUGCCAGAGGGUGAAGAUCCUUAUGCUGUAGCAGCUAAAGGAAAACUGAAGCUGAAAUGCGACACUGGCAUCAAAAAGAAGAAAAAGAAGAAGGAUAAGAAACUGAUCGAAACAGCGGUUAAAACGGUUGAGACAGAAGAGCAGGUACAACAACAGCCAAGACCACAACAAACCAAAACAAAAGCAGAGUUGGCUUUCCUUCAACAACAGGAAAAAAUGAAAACAAAGAGAAUAUUAGAAAAGGCAUCUCAAACCCACAAGGAAAGAGUUGAAAAGUUUAAUCAACAUUUGGACAGCUUGACAGAGCACUUUGAUAUACCUAAAGUUUCAUGGACAAAAUAAAACAUCUAUUUAUGUAAUUAUGUAUUUAAAUAUAGUGUAUAAUCUUAAGACAUAAAUUAUAAAAUAUUAAUCAUU